Molecule: messenger RNA, 2641 nt
Organism: Cloeon dipterum
Lineage: Eukaryota; Metazoa; Arthropoda; Insecta; Ephemeroptera; Baetidae
Product: neurofilament heavy polypeptide-like
Exons: 10
Coding region: 129-2300 (723 amino acids)
Source: RefSeq, a predicted model, not a curated record
ACAGACACUCAUUCUCAUUGUCAGUCACUCACACUCACAAUCAGACGGCAGACAGACAGAGACGACAGACACUAGGGAGAACAAGGCCUGUUCUUGGUGCUACAAGUCCGAGUGCAUAAGCUUUCAACAUGGGUAAUCCCAACAACGAGGCAAUGAGGCUGAUGAUAAGGAUGUUUGGCGGCAGCGUGGACAUACCUGUCCGUGAGGUUCGUCCGACAAGUAACGUUGAGCAACAGUUGGUCUUUCAGUUGGACGACGUUGAUAGCUCUCAAGUGCAGCAAUUACAGCAGGUUCAGAGCUUUGAGAAUGGUGUGGGACAUUCCAAUCAAUGGGCAAUGCAUUCCUCGCACCGGGAGCAGGUGCUGUUGCUGAAAGUUGCCAAUGACAAGCUUGAGAAGCAGAAGAAAGAGUUGAGUAUGCUGCUAAAAGAGGCUCAGGCGUUCAAAGAGCAUGCCACGAAAAUGAUUUCUGUCUACGAGGUGAUCCACAAGCAGGAUGAAUCGAUCAUCAAGCAGAACAACCGCAUAAUUGCAGCUAAUGACGAGAAAAUCGCUGCUCUUGAGCGAGAAGAAGUGAAGACGCCUAAUACGGCCAAGAAAGUAUCAGAAAAGCGAAUGCUUCGAACUUUGGUGAAACUUGCUGAAAAGCUGAAGGAAAAUGAUCUUCUCACCAUUCAUUACACUAAGAAGCUGGAGGGUUGGACUGAGUUGUUGAGUGAUGAAAAUAAUGACUCCUAUGAUGUGGAUGGCUUGGAGGAGAGUCCUGGACCAAAGAACACCAAAGAGGAACCUAACGCAGAGGCUCCUGCUGAAAAUUUCGUCACUGCUGUUGUGGAAGAAGCUGAGAUGGCGGAGGAAUCUGCUGUUCCUUCUGAUGCUCCACCCAGUCCUGCUAGAGAGGAAAAUCUGGAGACUGCUGAAGAGCCUGAGCCUGAACUACCUGAAGCUACAGAUGAGGCUACUUCCCCAGUCAAGGAAAACAUGAAUCCAGUCGUCGUGAUUGAGCCUCUGAAUAUGGAGUUAACAGCUGCUCCUGCUCUAACUGCUGAGGAAAAUCUGAUCCCAAAUGACGUGGCUGUUGAAGCUAUAGUCAUGAAUGACUCGCCCGUCUCUUUGGCUGACCCUCAGUCUGCAGAAGUUGAAGCUCCUCCAGCUGGAGGUGCUGAGAAUGAAGCUGGAGAGCAAGCUGUUGCGAUUCGUGAUGGAGAACAGGUCUUGUCCCACGACACGCCUGAAACUGCGGUGGAAACCUUGUCGACUGAGGAGUCCGAGGAAAUGCAGGGAGUUGAAAUGGUGGAGGCUCAAUCGAAGCCUGUCCAAGCUGGGGAUUCUGCCACAGGUUGUGCUGGUGAUGAUGCGAUGCAGAAAGAAGGGUGUCAGACUCAGGAGGCUGAAGAGUGUGAAGAGUCAAAACCCAGCACUGCAGAGAAAGAUGAUGAUGAAAUUGCAGAUGGUGAGGACGAUUGGAUCCACAUGGAACUUUCAGACGACGACUCUGUUUGCGAUGUUAGCAUGAAGAUUGAUGAAGAGACUGUUGGCACUGAAGGUGAAGAACAAGAAAUGAGUGUCCAUCAAGAAGAAGAAAAGGCUCCUGUGUUCGAGACUCCCGAAACAGCCGAUUCUCAACAAGCCAUUCCCAUUGUUGAAAGUCAAGCUGAGCCUGAAAACAAAAAUCAGGCCGAAUCGGCUCCACCCGCAGGUGCCAUCAAAGUGGCUGUAGACCUGCUCCAAGCCAAGAAUCAUAUGGUGACUGCUAAAAUCGUGGAGGAUGAAAUUGAGGCUGAAGUCUCUCGCCUGGUCAGCAGGAAUUCCAAUCUUGCUGAGUUGGCUAGUCUUUGGGACAGUGACAAGGAGAUGGAGAAGCAAAAGCAGACCGACAGUUCCAUGCUGUCAGUUACAAGGGAGGUCUCCCUUGCUCUGGAGAUGCCUCCUGGAAGGACAGCUGAUGCUCCUCCUUCCACUUCGCAGAGCAGCAAUGCAGAGGAAGCUGCUAAAGAAGAUGAAGAAACUGAAGCUGAACCAGAAAUGGUGCUUCCAAAGAAAGCCUUGAAGCGCAAAUCAAGCAUUUUGAAACAGGAGUUUACUCCCGAAAAGCCUAAGACGCGAGUCAUCUUCCUCGGCACCUGGAAGUACUCUCCAGACAAGGUGGACACACCUCUGGAACCAAUCAAAUCUCAGCUGUCAACUAAUUGCUCGAGGAUGAAGAUUACCGCUUUUGUUGAUGACGAAGCUCCUGAUGCCACGGCAAGGCCUAGGUCGAAGACAACCUUGCUUAGAAACACGAGUCUGCCUGACUACUAGGAUGAAGGCCCUGAGUUUGAAGUGCAGCGGAGAAGGAAUAUAAGCCAAAGGAAGAAAAUCAACUGAAGAAUGAAAAUGCCGAAGGUUCUGCUCCACGGUUUUACCGUGCAUCAAGCUCGAUGAGUAACCAAUAUGUUCCUCUCUAAUAUAUCCUUUUAUGCUAAUCAAUAAUAAUAUACACUAAGAAAUUGGGCCGCUCUAUGCUUCCUUUAAAAAAUAAUGAAGUUUGAUGUUACUUUGACUUGCACUGCGUCGUCUGCAUGAUUCUCGAAAUGCAUUUUAAAAUGCAAGUUUUGUUAUGUGCAUGCUGGAUCAUUUGAAAUAAACUACUCUUUUAUUUG